AUGGUGCGCGGUGAAAAGGAAGAACCACUAUUCAAUAACAUUGAGGCUGAGGCUGAGCUUGACGCUCUAUUCACCUCUUAUCAAGCUACACUAGAAGAACAUCGUGCUAUUCUCGACUCGGAACUUACUGCGGUUCUUGAAAAAUGCCUACCGCGCCUCGAAAACGCCACCACAGUCGGCUUAUGGUGUUACCCCAUUGAAUACCUCCUGAAAGCAAACUAUCGUUCAUUUCGCUGCCUUGGCUUAGUGAACUGA
Molecule: messenger RNA, 255 nt
Organism: Penicillium pulvis
Lineage: Eukaryota; Fungi; Ascomycota; Eurotiomycetes; Eurotiales; Aspergillaceae
Exons: 1
Coding region: 1-255 (84 amino acids)
Source: RefSeq, a predicted model, not a curated record